Fusarium pseudograminearum CS3096 is the source of this 282-nucleotide messenger RNA. RefSeq lists its product as uncharacterized. Lineage: Eukaryota; Fungi; Ascomycota; Sordariomycetes; Hypocreales; Nectriaceae. The transcript has a single exon. Bases 1 to 282 code for a protein of 93 amino acids. The record is from RefSeq and is a predicted model, not a curated record.
AUGUGCAAAUGGGACAUUUUUCUCUUCAAUUGCAACUGCUUCACCCUUGGUCUCAAAGAACACUGCCACCAGCACCGUCUCAAGCAAACCGCCAACUGCAACGAGGUGCAGCAAGUUCGUGAGGCAUGGGUGUACCGUCAGAAUAAAGUAUGCCAGAAUCACACAGGGCAAGAGGAAACUUUUGCCAAUGGACCGACUGUUACGUGGAGUGAGCUUGAGUCAAAAGUUUAUCAGCUAGCCAAGGAAUAUGCCGCCAAAGGUGAUUUUCCUGGGAGACCGUAG